UCCGAUCAAAAGAGCUCGACAGACCCAGACACGCCAACAGCUCAGCCUUCGUGGUGACCACUUUUUUUGUUCACCAGUCCACACCAGUCCCCCGGUCUGCCCGUAGGAUAAAUCCUAGUACCAUCACCCACAGCCAUGUGACACACACCAACAGAUUGUUUGCAUCCGCUUCCUCUGCCAUUGCAAAAGCGAUGAACGAUGAAGAGGAGAGCGAGGAGAUCUCAGAUGCCACCCUCGAACGCAACGACACCAUGGAGAUGGAAGAGGAUGGAGAUGAGGUCUCGGUGUCCUCGAAAUCCUCGAAAUCCUCGGAGGUCUCGGAGGUGGAGCAAAGUUCUCUGGCCAUGAUCUCGAGAUAUCAGGUGGUCCAAGACCACAGUUUCGACGAGAUCCAACUUCCCACGGCCACGGCCGAACAGAUCCGGCUGUGUUGGGCCGCCUUUUUCGCCAAGAUGCCCAGCCGCGAAGCGGCCGGCGAGGCGAUCUACGAUGUUCUUAUGGAAGAAGCCCCAGGCGUCGCAGCGCUCUUUAAGUCCGCUCGCUCGGUCUUCGGCCUCCGCUUCAUCGAGGGCUUAAACAGCCUGGUCGUGGAGAUCAACGAGCCAGCCGCUCUCAAGAAGCAGGUCGAGACCCUGGGAUAUCAGCACUUGGAUUACGACGUGACCACCGCCCGUGUGGAGCUCGUCCGGGAUGGGAUCCUGCAGGUCAUGGAGCAGGAGAUGGGAGCGCAAUUUACCAGUUUCUACCGUGACUCCUUCUCCGCUCUCCUGAACUACGUGGGAGGAGCCUUCAUGUACAUUAAGAGAGAGCUGGCUGGCCACAUCAAGAUCAUCCAAAGGAGUUGGCGUUUGGCUCGGAAGGUGAUGGAAGAAGAAGCUGUCCACCAGCAAGAAGAGCCAGAUUCUCCCCUCUCUGUGCCGCAGGUGCCGUCGGCGCCGUCGGAGGCGGCCACAGAUGAGAAGGUGAAGGCGAAGGAGGCCAAGGAAGAGACCGAGGAGGAGAAGGGCGCCAAGGAUAAAAAUAGCUUGCAGGUCCCGACGAGUUUCGAGGGCAUGUUCCUUUUCAAUGCCGCCGUCAUGGGUUAUGGCGAGUCCUCCUGGAUGAAGAUCGUCUUGGACCACUUGGACGCCAUCGCAGUCAAUGUGGCCAACACCAGCCGACUGCAGGAAGAAUGCUUUGUUCUCACGAUCCAUUUGUCCAAGGUGAAGGAUUCGGUAAACCUGCCAGAGUUCAAGGCAGUGAUGCUCGCAGCUUUGCGUUCCAUCGUGCCUGAUGAAUGGAACAUGGAUCACGAGAUGGCCUGGAACUGGCUCUGGGAGAGCGUGGAGCGGAUCAUCUCGUCCACCAUCUCCUUCCCACGGGCCUAUGAGAAGACGAUCCGGACCUUCCUCUUCGAGCAGAGUGAGGCGAACAUGAAUCAGCUGCGGGCACAAACCUAUUCCUGCUUCUUCCAGCGCUGCCCCUCUGGGCAGGACCACUUCAAGCAGUCCACCACGCGGCUCUAUUUCAUCCUGGACCGGAACUAUGAGAUGGUCCUGGAGAUUUUCGAGAACCCAGCGAAGGUGGUCGAGGACUUAUCGGCCCUCGGCCUGCGACAUGUGGGCUUCGGAGUUCCUGUGGAGUUCUUCCCACCCUUUGUCGCUUCCGCCGUCGAAGCCCUGAACACCCUCACCACGGACGAGGCCAUUUCCCAAGCCUUCACGUGGAGCGAAACGUUGAUUUCCAAGAUCUUGAUGAGGGUCAUCCUGGAGGGCUCCACGAUCGUGAUGAAGGCGAUUAACCUCAACGAAGAGGCAGCCCUUCGAAAAGCCAUUUCAGUGGCGCCUCGGGGGCAGCGCGCGCAGCAGCUGCUGAACAUUACGGCUGGGACGCAGUCCUUCUCGCCGCUCUUUUGGGCGAUCGACAGUGGGUCCUUGAACUCGGCCAAGGCCAUCAUCCAGGACUUGUUGACCAUCCGUGCGGAUCGAGAGGUCUACUACUAUGGUUGUGAGGAACUCUUUCGCCGACACCCGAACAUCAUCAAGCGCCUCUGUACGAGUGCUCCGACGCUCUUGGAAACGCUCCUGGACGGCUUGAUCUGGCGUUCCCGGGUGACCAGCGAAGGCCUGCGACGAGUGAACUACUACAUCAAGCACUUGAUCCAGGAUGAGGAGGGCAACUUUGCACCUGCCAUGGACGAUGUCGUCCAACAUGCCGACCCCAAGAUUGCAAGCCACCCGUGCAUGAUCUUGGCCACGGACAUGGUUUGGUUCAAGUUUGCCACCUUCUAUUUCUUGCUGAGCCGCGGCUAUUUCCUGUUCACCUUGCUGGUCUUCGCCUCGGGGCAGACCAUCCUUGUGAGACACCAGGAGAUGGAGACACAGGAGGAACGCUACGUCAUGCUGGGUUGUCGCCUCUUCUUGUACAUGGUCGUCAUGCCAGCCAUGUUAGCGAACUUUGUCAUGCUGUGCAUGCGGGACGUGCACUCGCGGCACAUGAGCCGACUCUGCGGACUGCCCAUCCCAGCGAGCCUGAAGGAGUUCGACAAGGCCUUGCGAUUGUGCCUGCUUUGGGUGAUGGUGUUCUUGUCUUGCACGGAGCCGAUGUUGUGGUGCAUGAACAGCGGCUCGCAAGAGUUGGCCUUUUUGACCGACUGCCCCGAGAUUUCCACAGAGAUGAAAACCAUCUAUGGUAUCCUUUCGGCCUUCGGCAUGCUGCUCUUCUGGCUGUUGUUGUCGGAUUUUAGUGUCUUCUCCACCCGGAUCAGUGCCUUUUUGCUCGUUUGCAGCCAUGUGAUCUCCGAGGUGGGCCUUUUCAUGAUGGCGUUGGCUGUGCUGCUGAUUGCAUUUGCCACGAGCGUGAAUGCUCUGAAUCACCACUUGGAGGACUUUGAUGGAGUCCACGUGUGGCUCCGGGCGCUCUUUCAGAUCGUCUUGGGCAUGUUCCCCGUGAGCAACUACGACCGCUUCCAGGAUGAGGCAGCCGUCAUGGCCUUCGUCUCGGUCUUCAUCAUCUUGGUCUUCAUUUUCCUCUUGAACUUGUUGGUGGCUCAGCUGAACCAGUCCUAUCACCUCAAGUUCUGUGACAUGAAGGGCAACGCCCGGCUCCGUCGUGCAAGGGUCAUUUGCUCGGUCAUGGCGAGCUCGGCUCCUGCGAAGCACUGGCGACGUUUCUUGGACUCCUUGGGCUUCGAGCAGCGCUUGGAGUUCAACGAAGGCGACAUCGGCAUUGCAGGAGGUCUCCAAGUCUUGGAGCCUGCGAGCGCCAUCACGGUGACCUUCGACGCGGUGAAGCGCUACGGCGGCUCCACGGCGCCCACCAUGCCGUGGCCUCCCGAGGUGGAGGUGGCCGAUAUGGAACAAGACCGCUAUGAGCGCCUCGAAAAGCUCCUUCUCAAGGGCAUCCACAGGCAUGGGAAGUCUCAUGGCAAGAAGAACAGCAUGUUGGGAAGCAGCAGCUUGAUGAGCGACGACAUCAGCGACUCCAACAACGGCAGCCAUUGAAGCCGAAGUCUCAAACAGGCCGACGACGGUGCGGUGUCCGCGCGCCACACCCAUGACGCAGAGGGAAUCGGUGCCGACCCUCCGACCCUCCGACAGUCGGAGAAGUCAGUGGAACAGUCAUGCCCAAACGCAUCCAAGUCUCGCGUGCUUUGGGGUUGGGGGCAAUAGGAUUGGUUGGUGUUGGUGUG
Molecule: messenger RNA, 3670 nt
Organism: Durusdinium trenchii
Lineage: Eukaryota; Dinophyceae; Suessiales; Symbiodiniaceae
Source: the annotation of a GenBank genome assembly